CCACCAGACAGUCAGUUUAGUUCAUCAGUCGCAUUCUGUCGAAACACAGUCUCACUCGAUACACCGUCUCGCGACAUCUCUCGUAUUGUUUUAUAGUUGUGUUACGUUGUAUAUUUGUUUAUUGUUAAAUAUUAUUAUUUUAUUUAAUUUAAAUAUAAUAUUUACAUUUGGUUAGUAGUGACAGUGUUAUAUUUAUUCGCACUCAAUACACUUAUUAACCAUAGUGGUGACCUCGACAAUGGACAACGUACAGCCUCAAGACGUACCACAUGUCUUUCGCGUCGGUAUCAAAAUUCCACCUUUCUGGCCUGAAGAUCCAGCCGUCUGGUUUGCGCAGCUCGAAGCUCAAUUCACUUUAGCUAACAUAACUCAAGACUCCACCAAAUAUUAUCACGCUAUUUCACAACCUGAUGGUCCAGUUAUCAAAGAAGUUAAAGAUAUAGUUUCCAACACACCAGAAACCGUUAAAAACAAGAAGUCGACCGUGUCCAUCGACCGCCUUAAACCGGCUUACUUCAUCUCUAACCCUUCAAACUCAGUUGAACGUUUACCAUCUAAACCAGCUGAUGAAGAACUUUCUAGCUCGUCCACUCAUGAAGCCGUUUCUACGAACACACCUUCGAUAACAACUCGCUCAGGUCGUCGUGUUCGCUUUACCAAGUUUUUUCAAGCAUAGCAACUCACUUCCCAGGGGGGUGAUGUGGUGAGCGCUCGCGAAUGUUCUAGAACGGUCGCGCCGUGCAACGCGUGUUGCAUGGCCGCCGCCGUCACGUCUCCGCGAGAAUCUUCCCGAGCGUUCUCACACACCGCAAUUGCCGCCCCGAGAAUAUUCUGUGGCCUAUAUAAGUGCCGUACCACCAGACAGUCAGUUUAGUUCAUCAGUCGCAUUCUGUCGAAACACAGUCUCACUCGAUACACCGUCUCGCGACAUCUCUCGUAUUGUUUUAUAGUUGUGUUACGUUGUAUAUUUGUUUAUUGUUAAAUAUUAUUAUUUUAUUUAAUUUAAAUAUAAUAUUUACAUUUGGUUAGUAGUGACAGUGUUAUAUUUAUUCGCACUCAAUACACUUAUUAACCAUAUAACUAAAAAAUAUGUAGACAAUUUUUUAAAAAUACUGGAUAAUAAAAUAGAAUUUUUUUUACUUAAUUUUCUUUUGAUUUUAAUUUUUUUUUGUAGUUCAAUAUUUAUUCUCAAUUCUUUCAAACAAAUAUAAUAAACAUUUUUGACAUUGCUUCGAGGCGGAACCAAGUGUAUUAUUACAAGAAAAUAUCUAGUUUCUUUUGGUGUGUAAUAUUAUACUGGUUACUAAAAUGUAUUAAAUAAACAAAAUGGAGUACAGAAAAAUGUACAAUACAAAUUA
Messenger RNA from Adelges cooleyi (spruce gall adelgid), 1358 nucleotides. RefSeq lists its product as uncharacterized. NCBI's taxonomy places the organism in Eukaryota, Metazoa, Arthropoda, Insecta, Hemiptera, Adelgidae. Bases 239 to 676 code for a protein of 145 amino acids. The transcript is spliced from 2 exons. The record is from RefSeq and is a predicted model, not a curated record.